AUGCCAAACAACCUUGAAUCUCUAUUAGCCCUAAUACUUAUAGCUGCAUUAGCCUUGCUCUCAAGGAGACUUCCCAAACGUCCCUCGCAACGAAAGCUUCCACCGGGGCCGAGGCCAUGGCCGAUAAUAGGCAACAUGAACCUCCUAGGUUCUUCACCACACAGAUCUCUUCACUCUCUCUCCCAAAAAUAUGGUGAUUUAAUGCUCAUAAAGCUGGGAACAUCUAUAGUUUUAGUAGCAUCCUCAGCUGAGAUGGCUGAGCAGUUUUUGAAGGUACAUGAUGCAAACUUUGCCACAAGGCCCGCGCUUGCUGCAGGUAAAUACACGGCCUACAAUUACUCGGACAUGACAUGGGCACCCUACGGCCCAUACUGGAGACAAGCACGUAAAAUCUUCUCGGAAGUGUUAAAUACAAAGAGCCUCGAAUUCUUUAAGCCAAUUCGAGUUGAGGAAGGGCGUAGCUUCCUCUCCCGUCUACAUGCCCUCUCAGGCAAGCCAGUUGUACUGAGAGAGCAUUUGUCACACUAUACACUGUCCAACAUUAGUAGAAUGGUGUUGAGCAACAAGUGUUUUAGUGAAGAAGAAGAAGAAGAUGGCCGUCAUAACUCCAUAUUCAAGCUCGGUGAAUUGCAAGCUAUGUUGGAUGAGGGGUUUUUGCUCAAUGGAGUGAUCAAUAUUGGAGAUUGGAUACCUUGGCUUAGUUUCCUCGAUUUGCAAGGAUAUGUUAAGAGGAUGAAGGAAUUGUACAAGAAACUUGAUAUGUUUAAUGAGUUUGUGAUUAAUGAUCAUGAAGCCAGAAGAGCAGCAGAAAAUGACUUCUUCACCUUUAAAGAUGCAGUAGAUAUGUUAUUGGAGAUGGCCAAGAACCCUAAUCUUGAGGUUAAAAUGACAAGAGAUUGUAUCAAAGGAUUAUUACAGGACUUGCUAUCUGGUGGUACGGACACGUCUGCUGCAUCAAUCGAAUGGGCUAUACACGAAGUACUUAGGCACCCUCAAGUAGCUGAAAAGGUAAAAAAAGAGCUGGACAUGGUAAUUGGAAGGAACAGAUGGGUAGAAGAGAGUGAUUACUUGCAAUUGCCAUACAUAAAUGCCAUAAUCAUGGAGACAUGGAGAUUGCACCCGCUAUCUCCGUUGCUACCGCCCCAUUGUGCGAUUGAGGACUGCAAAGUUGCAGGAUACGACAUACCAAAGGGGACACCUGUGAUCAUCAACACAUGGAGCAUAGGGCGGAAUCCCAACUUAUGGGAUAAACCUGAAGAAUUCUUGCCAGAGAGGUUUCUCGGGAAAGAUAUUGAUAUGACGGGUAGUGAUUUCUCCCUCUUGCCAUUCAGCUCCGGGAGAAGGAGGUGCCCGGGAUACAAGCUUGGCCUUAAACUUGUUCAAACAACACUGGCUAAUUUGUUGCAUGGUUUCGAUAUGAGGUUGGUUGAGGGUAUGGGGCCUCAAGAUAUAUGUUUGGAAGAACUAUACGGGCUCACCGUACAUCCUAAAGAGUCUCUUGAGAUCAUCAUGGAACCUAAACUCGCACCCCACCUUUACUAA
This is a messenger RNA of Salvia splendens (bonfire salvia), 1542 nucleotides long. RefSeq names its product trimethyltridecatetraene synthase. Bases 1 to 1542 code for a protein of 513 amino acids. Lineage: Eukaryota; Viridiplantae; Streptophyta; Magnoliopsida; Lamiales; Lamiaceae. Gene Ontology annotation, molecular function: oxidoreductase activity, acting on paired donors, with incorporation or reduction of molecular oxygen; heme binding; monooxygenase activity. The transcript has 2 exons. The record is from RefSeq and is a predicted model, not a curated record.